CUAGGGUGCGCAUGCGCGUUCCGCUUGUUCUGAUAUCCGGCUUUCUUAUGCUGGUCCCUCGAUGGUUUUUGCUCUGUGGCAGAACUGGAUAACAAGCGAAAUGAUGGCAUUAUUAAAGUUAUUAACUUGAUUUGAUGAUCGUGGGACGAGUGUAAUGUUUGGAUCUUGAUGGAUGUGUGUCAUAGCGCGUUUUUAAAAGCUUUACUGUAGCAGGAGCUCGCGCAGCAGCCGCGGUCUGAGAUGAUGGCGCCCACAAAGAUGAAGCUGCGUGUGAGGAAGAAGGAGAAAGCCUCAGUGAAGUCGUCUCAGCAGCAGCAGCAGCAGCAGCAGCAGCAGCCGCUCCGUCCCGAGACGUCCCCGGACUCGAAGUGUCCGAUCUGCCUGGACCGCUUUGUGAACGUGGCGUCUGUGGAGCGCUGCCUGCACCGUUUCUGCUUCCGCUGCAUCCGCGAGUGGGCCAAGAACAAAGCGGAGUGUCCGCUGUGCAAGCAGCCGUUCCGCUCCAUCUUCCACUCGGUGAAGGCUGAGAACGACUUCAAAGAGUUCGUGGUGCUGGAGGACAACACGCAGAGCGCGACCACGUCGGCUUCAGCGACUGUUACAAUGACUGCAGCAGCGAUAGCGGCGACCCCCGCUGGCCAAAACGACGCUGAAAGCACAGCGACACGAACUCGGCGUUCCAGAGCAACGAGGACCAGGCAGAGGCGGAGUCAGAGAGCUCAAGACCCCGCCCCUUCUGCUUCCUCGAUAGAUGGCGUAGCAUUGGACCACGCGACGUUGAUGCAGCGAGAUCCAGCGUGCCUGCGACAGCUGCUGCCAUGGCUACGCCGCGAGCGAGUCAUGGGAACCAAUCCCAGUGAGCUCCGCCCCUUCCUGCUGGCACGCACUGACCACAUCCUGCACGAGCUGGUGAGCUUUGCACGCUCCAUCGAGGCCAUGCAGUGUCCUCCGGCCCCAAGCUACGAGGAGGACAGCGGCUCCCAGUCCUCCAUAAUCAACAUCUCAGAGGACGACGAUGAUAGCGAGGAAGCAGAUGUCACCGAGGACAACCCCCAGGAUCGCGCACCCCCGGUUCCCAUGGCAACUAGUAGCGAAAUCUCUCUCAGCCAAUCCGCCUGGGACGACGAGACUCCAGGCCCCUCCUACUCCACCCUCAGCCAUCCACAAACGGAGGAAGUCCAGCCUGACGGGAACCAAUUAGAAGGAACCAACGCAGCCACGGAACAGCGGGAACACAACGAUGAAGAGGAAGAGUGUAUGAUCGUGGGUUACGUGAAGCCGAUGGCUGAACGGACUCCAGAACUCGUGCAGCUCUCAUCUGACUCCACUGAGGAGGAGGAGCAGGAGCAGGGGAGGAACGAGGCAGCUGCCACGGAGACCGUAAUGAAGGCGGAGUCGUCGGUGCCAUCUCACGAGCAGGCUCCACUCUCUCCGAAGCCGUAUCCCUCCACCUCCCACACGGAGACAGGAGAGAACCUGGAGCAGUCGCGAGAGCAAGAUGCUGGGAAGCACUCGCGUCACAGGAGGAAGGAACACACUCCGAGGCGUGGCUUCAGGAAGCCGUCACGCUCGCUUUCAGGGUCACGUUCCCAGACGAGUAGUGAGAGUUCUCCCCAGAGUGGACAUUCUGUAAAAAUCAGCAGAUCCCAUGUGAGGUUGAGCUGCCGAGAGCCAAGGAGGCAGGGUCACCACUUAUUAGGGCGGAGCCCCACCGCUUUCGCCGAAAGAGACGGCUCAUCUUCAGAGGACCUCGUUCAAACGCGUUCCCUUUCUACACGAGACAGAUCAUCCAAGCCUUUCUCGCCAUGGGAUUCGCCCGGGCACGACGGCGAGCGCAAGAGGAAGAGGAGGAAGAGGAGAAGAGAGAGAGAAACCGAGAGGAGUAGAUCUCCUCAUCGGGAGUCACGGCAUCGCCACGGUGACCGCGAGCUCUGGCUUCGCAGCAGCAGCAGCAGCAGCGAUGCGGGUUCACGUCGGGAAAAACCUGCUGGGAAACGCAAAUACAAAACGCGGCACCUGGAGAGAACGGCUCGCCGGCGGAGCAGCAGGAAGUCGAGGGAGAGGGAACGAAGUCCGAGCGUGGAGAUCAUCUUCGAGCGCCGGGCCUCUGAUACACACUCGAGGGACAGGAGGCGCAAAAGGAGGAAUCGGAGAAAAGAGAGAGAGCAGAACUCGCCUACUAUUAUCACUAUAGACAGCGACAGCAGCAGCGAUCACACCGGUCAGAACCGUCAUACGCAGGCUAACAGACACACCGCUGACUAUCGGAACCGGCUACCGGACAAUGACAAAGACGACGUAGCUAAUGAUCACACCGUCGACUAUCAGGAUGGCACCGCUGACGACAACGAGCGCAUUACGGACUUCAGCGAUCACACCAUUGAUUAUCAGGAACGUCUUGCUGAGUUCAGUGAUCGUACCGCUGACGAUAAAGACUGUUUUACAGACGGCAGAAAUUGCACCAACGACUAUAAAGAUCACGUUAGCGAUCAGAACUGUGAAACGUUGUUCACUGGCCGUACGCCGGAAUAUAAAGACGGCGCUGCAGGUGUUAGCAGUCAAACCUCUGAUUAUAAAGAUAAAGUUACGGGGGUUGGCGAUUACACCACUGACUACAGACGUGGUGGUGAGAAGGUUAGUGAUCAGGCCGCUGAGCAUCGAGACCUCGCUGCAGACGUUAGCUGUCGCUCUGCUGAUUAUGGACGCGGUGAUACAGAGGUUCACAGUAACAACGCUGAUCGGGUUAAAGAUCGCGUUAAAGAGGUAAGUAGUUACCCUCGGCCUUGUGAUGCAGAGGUUAACGAUCGCACCGCUGACUAUCAGGAGUCGCUUCUGGAUGUUGACGACAGUCCAGACGAUUUUCAGGACUCCAUUACGGAUAUCAGGAACCGAGGUGCGAGUGUGUUGGACAUGCUGAACCUGGAGCACUGCCUGGUGGACGUGGUGCAGCCAAACAGGAGAGUCGAUGACGACAGCCGCAGGGCAGCGACUCCGCUCUCGGACACGCGGCUGCUGGAACUAGAGGACAGUCUGUUGGGGGAGGGGCAAGGGACGCUUGGGAAUGUUACCGUGGACCAGCAGGAGGCGGGGCUUGUGGAUCACAGGGACCAAUCAGAGGCGGAGAGAGAACAGGCUGAUGUGACGAGGGACUCUCGUGUUAGUGCAGAGAUGAGCCCUGAUGUAUAGAACUACACACACACACACACACACACACACACACACACACACAUUUUCAUACGAGACUUUGUCGAUCCAUGUUGAUUAGCAAACCUGUUUUGUUUUUUCUUAAAUUUUUUUGUCUUUUUCAUGUUUUGUUUAUUUUAAAAGUUAAGCCAAGUGUGCAGGAAACAUUAUGUUUUUUUUAUUAUUACUGUCACUAUUUUAGUAUUUAUAAUGUCUGUGAUCAAGUGAAUAAAAGAUAACCUGCUGUGCCACAACACACACAUCUACACACACAUCCACACACAUCUACACACACACAUCUACAUUACACAAUACACACUUGUCUGUCUGAAACUCAGGGAACUUGUGGCAAAUGUCCACUUCCUUAAUAACCACCAUGCCUCUUACACUGUGUGUGUGUGUGUGUGUGUGUGUGUGUGUGUGUGUGUGUGUGGGG
Molecule: messenger RNA, 3619 nt
Organism: Pangasianodon hypophthalmus (striped catfish)
Lineage: Eukaryota; Metazoa; Chordata; Actinopteri; Siluriformes; Pangasiidae
Product: E3 ubiquitin-protein ligase Topors
Biological process (GO): protein monoubiquitination; protein polyubiquitination
Molecular function (GO): ubiquitin protein ligase activity; metal ion binding
Source: RefSeq, a predicted model, not a curated record